UUGAGUCGAGUCACUUGACAAGUGAGUUUAGUCAAAGCGAAUCGAAUCGAAUCGAAUCGAAAGACAGUCACUUGUAGCCCAUUGAAUCGCGAUGAUGCCGUCACAAGCCAAUCGUUUGCAUUUCGUCAAGCACUGGACUGGUUUGGUUCAGGGCGAACUUCCAAAGAGUGUAGACUCUCCAUAUUGCUGGCAUCUCUUUCAUCAACCAUUAAAGACUGUAAAGACCGGCCUAAGGUCCCGAAACAGCGAUACAUUGCUAGUGGUUGCAAUGGAUUGAAGAAGCAGUCCCCACCGGUUCUUUUGGCUGCUUCUUUUAAUCAAUAAUUGUGUGGUCGAGCAGCAGCCAUGGCAAGAAAAAGACCCAAAAGACAAGAGGUUUUGUGGCGUGGGGACCCACUGACCCCAAAGGAUCAAGAUGAACAGCCAUAGCCGCGGACAGCUGGUAGCUCUGGCCCAUCCUUCCUGCAUCCUGGUUACCGGGUGGUACCUUUGUCCGGUCAGCCAGCUUUGGAUGCCAGAUAGAUGCGGUAAAACUGAUUUCUCAAUUUCUCAUCUAAUUGGACUAUCCAGACCAAAAUGUAUGUAAACUCACCGCAACCACACCAACAGAUGAAUGUUUACCAUCAUUAUUGCAUGCCUCGUCGCCUCGUCGUGGUGUUGCCGAAUAUGGAGCAAGCUUAAUUAACAAAACGACCCCAAUGACCAAUGACUGCUCGGUUCGAUCGAGGUUCGAGGUACAAUGUACAUGUCUGUUCGUAGUAGCUGGCGCACCCCAUAUUUCAUAUUCCCCCUUUUCGUUGAACGAACUAACUAUUAGUACCAGGUAUGCAAGGAAGCUUGCACUGACUGAGUCACUCCCCCAAACUGUGGGGUAAGUCAUCCAUGAAAGGCACAAAGGGCGUCACCAACCCUGGGAAGGUCAUAACUGACAUAAGUGAUGGAAACGAUGCCUAGACUCAAAGGACUGAGAAGAUUUAACAGAAGCCCUUUUUCAAAGUUUCACCGCUCAAACCGCUAACGGAAAGAAAGCGGCUCGAUAAGUAAAGUAGUACUCGAGUAGUGCCAACCGGUGGAAGUGUACCCUUAACAAUUUUGUUUUUUUGAACUGUGGAAGUGUUUGGUGCGUCUUCCCGCUUUAGUGGUGACUCACCUCUCAAGCAACGCUCGAAAAGUGCCAUCCAGUGGAAAUGCACCUCUCAACAACGCUCGAAAAGUGCCAUCCGUGGAAAUGCACCUCUCAAGCAACGCUCGAAAAGUGCCAUCCGGUGGAAAUGCUGCUAUCUUCUUUGGACUUGGAACCUUGGAGAAAAGUGGUGCAUCUUCCUCCGCUAAGAAGAAGAGAUCAAGAGAAGCAACCACAAACUUACAAAAAGCAAAACAUCGAAGCUAAGAACAACAAACUAACUACUAUCAUAUUCUGAUCUACUCACUCGACUUGGCACUUGAUUGAAUCUACCUUAUUACAACCAACGAAGAUGACGACGGAACGCAACAGCAAUGUCACCAGGCCGGUCAUUUUGGCCUUUGUCCUCGGUUGCUUGGGGGGUUGGGUUCUCUCCACUCUCGGCGGCCAUGGCGGUGCAAUUCUUGGACCGCCAUUCUCCGCCAUGAGCUUGUCGGGCAUGCCACCCGAUGAUGACUUUGCCAUGAUGGACGACAACGACGACUCGUUGCACAACGAUGAUGACUUGUCGGAGACAGGGUUGCCUGAGGCUGCCCACAGGAGGUUGGGCAGUAAUCCGUUUACUAAAUUUAAGAGGGAGAUCAGUGGCCUGAAAAAUACGGUCAAUGACCUGGAAAGCAAAGUCAGAGACAAGACGAAUGAGGUCACCAAAUGGCAGGGUUACUAUAAUAACAUGAAACACUGGUACGAGGAGAAGAAGAGGCAAUACGAUGCUGCCGCAAGCCAGGUCCGCAAUUUGAACAGUCAACUCUCAAGUGUCCGAAGCCAGCUCACCAGUAAAACGAAUCAACUCAACAGUGCUACUAAGUCGCUUUCAAGUGUUCGAAGCCAGCUCACCAGUAAAACGAAUCAACUCAACAGUGCUACUAAGUCGCUUUCAAGUGUUCGAAGCCAGCUCACCAGUAAAACGACUCAAUUUACAAACCUCGUGAAAAAGGUGGACGAUUUGCCAGAUAAACUAUACGAUGAGAUUGUGAAGCCCAUUGAGGAUAGUGUCAUGGCAGCCAAACAGAGCCUUGGAGACAUUGAUUCAGUGGCCAAUUCCGUUGCUCAGAGCACUGCAGAUGCCCUCCGACAAUUGAACUUUCUACCCAAUAAUGCAGAGGAUCUUGCCGCUGAACUGGGAUCGACCUUGUUGAAGUUCGCGAAAGACAACCUCUGUGUCCCUUAUGAUUGCGUUGCCGGUGCGGCAGGGUUGGAACUUACAGGAAUCAAGCUGUACGAGUCAGACCGAGCUUCCUUGACAACUUCUGUUUACCCAACCACAUGCAUGGAGAUUGCUGAUGUGGCCUUUGAUUUUGACAAACUUGGCAGUUUCUUGACUGACAUUGGUGAAAUCGUUGCCCCAGAUAAGAUUUUCACUGAAGUGGAAGAGUGGUUGACAACCGAGAUGGGCAAAAUUCUUGUGCCCUCUGGUCAGAUCAAGAUCAACGUUGACGAAAUUGAGAAUCUUGCCGGCAAAAUUGUCAACGAAGUCUCCAACCUUGGUACGAGAAGGCAACUAGCAGUGAUAACUGACAAUGGAGAACAUCAAGCUGUCACUAUGGAAGAAGUUUCUGCUAUGGCCUAUCAAAAGGGGUUGGACCGUGCGCAAGAAUUGUACGGAGAAAAGAUUGAGCAGGCUUUCAAGGAGCGCAAGCUUGCUGAAAAUGCCAUGCAGUAUAUUGGGUUUGAUUCAUUGAAAAUCAAGUUUGAACAAAGCUUUGGUCAAACAUUCACUCUGAAGACUAAGGACAGAAUGGGAUAUGCUGGAAGUGUGUUUGAUGAGUCCAUGCACCAGACACAGGUCAUCCCUGUUCCUGGAACUGCUGGCAUGGCAAGAAUGGUCCUCAGUGGGUCCAUGGAAGCCUCCAUGCCAUAUGCCAUGUCAACGGAAGCUGAAUCCAAAGUGAAGUACGGGUACAAUGUGGGAGCCACAGUGACUAUCGAUCUGGUUAACCUUGAGAUAGAAACUGAAACAGAUAUUUCGCAGGAGUUCACGGUGAACGCCACAGGUGCAGUGUCUGCCGGAAUGUCACUAAAGUUUGCGGCAUCAGCAAGUAUGGCCCUAUGCCUAGGUCCAGGCAACAAUGCCUGCAUCACAGUUGUCAUUGAUGCCAGUCAAGCCUCGGGAGCUGGAUUUGAUGCAUUGGCACAAUUCAACCUUGGAGUAGAAACAGAGAAGAAGAAAUUGACCACAAUGUACACUGAUGUUCUUGAUUAUAAGGAGAAUGGUCAGCCAGAAUGCAAUGCGCAAGCGUCCAAUGCUGCUGGAUAUUGGCAAUACAUCUUGGAACCUUCAGUUAAGGUUGGAAUUCAAGGACCAAGUUGCUGCAUCCCAGAGAAGGAUACCCUUUACAAAUAUGACGGCAAGCCCAUUGACUUGUUCGGACUUGACCCAAUUCAAAGUAUGUGCUUCGAUCCCACUGCUUUCAUCGAAGACUUGUUCUAA
This is a messenger RNA of Seminavis robusta, 3614 nucleotides long. NCBI's taxonomy places the organism in Eukaryota, Bacillariophyta, Bacillariophyceae, Naviculales, Naviculaceae. The record is from the annotation of a GenBank genome assembly.